AUGGACGCCCUUUUCAGCGCAGUGGAUGUUGAACAGCUCAAACUUGGACUGCAGAAACUUCUGCAGCGUAACAACUCAGACUACACGCCAACCUUCAGAGACACCGAAACUCUGACGAGAUUCUUCUCUUCCAACGUAAGGAGACACAUGUGUUCACACACGGAUAAUGAAUACCUCGGCGAUGAGGGCGAGAUCGACUUAGCCGAACGAUUCGCCAUUGUGCACGAGACUCGCACCACAAUACUACAUCAUGAGUACACAAAGCACUUGAAGGCAAAGGCCGCUGCGCUCGAGAAACUGGAGGUCUGGGCGCAUCUCAUGGUCCUCAGCUUGCCGCGUCUACGAGAAUUCGCAUCGAAAGUGCAAAACGACCCCGAAUUCAUAUUCGGUCUCCAUCAAGCGUUCGAGAGCAUGAACCAACUUUUGUGGUUCUUGAGAGCGCCACCCCCGAAGUGGGACAAGAAGAAGACUGGGAUUAUUCAACGCAAGGAGUCUGUGAGGGUCGCGACCCUCGCCCGAGACCACGGAAUAUGUGUCCUUACAGGUAGUCUCAACUCCGAACGUUGUCACAUUGUCCCAUUCUGGACCCUCAAUAGACCGAGCUGCAUCAACGCAAUAGAUGCCGCCUACACAGUCUAUGGUGUCGAACGCAUGAUGAUCCUUCAAAAGAAACUCUGCGACGAGGACACAAAUAUUGUCGACUCCCCUUCCAACGUCAUUACGUUGAGUCGAUCGCUGCACAAAUUUUGGGAUCAGGGUCUUUUUGGCUUAGAGCCCGUCUGUCAUCUUUUCGAAAAGGAUAAGAAAGCAGCUGGCAUCAACGAAGGAGAGGCCGACGAAGAAAGCGGCACCCCAGGUCCCUCGACGCCCUCGAAGCUAGGUGUCAAAAGAUCAAUUGACAGGAUCGAGAAGUCACCUUCCAAGAAAACCAAGGGCCAAGAAAAAGAGGAAGCGAAGGAGGAUAUUGAGACCAAGGAGAAGACGAUCGGUAUCCGGAUCCGAUUUCAUUGGCUACGUCGAACAACGGGCGUGACACCAGACACUCUCCCUAACGAUAUGGCUGCCCUACGACUGAAGUGGGACCCACGGAAUCCGAGUGUUAUCGUCCACGACGUCAAUGGCCGGCCGCUCGAUGAUGGUCAUCUCGUAGACAUCUACGAUAUAGAGGAUGCCAAAGCGCCAGACUUGCAAAUUCUUCAACUGCAAUGGGAUGUUUUUCGCAUGCACGCUUUGGCUGGAGGUGCAGACCCGAACAUUUAUGCCCCCGACUGGUACUACGACGAAGACGGCGGAAAGAUCUUCGAACCUCCGCCAGAAAAGAUUCAGGCUCUCCAGGCGAUGGAAGCUCGGAAAGCCAGCACCGCCUCACCUCAAGGCUCCAAGCCGGUUGCUCAUCUUCUUCAACCCACUCCUUCUGGCCAAGAUGCCGUCAACACAUCUAACACUGAGAUGCCUCAUGCGGAAAAGCCUUCUAGAAUUGCAACAAUCAAGCGCCAUGCCAGUCGGCUUCUGCGUAGACGAGGACAAAAUAACGACUCACAGGUUUCUGAUUCAGCCCCUGGCAGUCACUCUCCCGCCAAGCUCCAAGUUGGUACAACAGUCGAGGCCGGUGCAGAUCUGGAUAGUCCCUCGAGCGAGAAAGAGAACACGUAUAGAACGUUCCCCUCCAGCGAGCACCCAGAUGAGAAUUUGGAUGAGAACAGAAAGCGCCCUCUCUCUACCGAAAAUUUGAAUGUACCAAGUGGCUCAGGUCGGCAAAUGACACUGGCCCUCCGUCCUCGAGAAGAAGAAGAUGCCUGA
Molecule: messenger RNA, 1800 nt
Organism: Colletotrichum orchidophilum
Lineage: Eukaryota; Fungi; Ascomycota; Sordariomycetes; Glomerellales; Glomerellaceae
Exons: 4
Coding region: 1-1800 (599 amino acids)
Source: RefSeq, a predicted model, not a curated record